AAUCAACAACGGCGAACGUGAUUGGUCAAUGUCUCUGCUCGUUUACCUUGAAGUGUUUCUCUUCUAAACGGAGGUUUAUUGUUCCUCUCUGUUUGAGGCCAAAUUGAUUUAGCUUAGUCCUCCCGGAUCCGCGUCUCAAACAACCAACCGUUACAAUGGCUGGUGGCAAGGCAGGAAAGGACAGUGGCAAAGCCAAGGCCAAAGCGGUGUCUCGCUCCCAAAGGGCUGGGCUUCAGUUCCCAGUGGGUCGUAUCCACCGGCAUCUGAAGACCCGCACUACCAGUCAUGGGCGAGUGGGAGCUACAGCAGCUGUGUACAGCGCUGCCAUUCUUGAAUAUCUCACAGCUGAGGUGCUGGAGUUGGCAGGAAACGCCUCCAAAGAUCUGAAGGUGAAGCGUAUUACUCCCCGCCAUCUACAACUGGCCAUUCGUGGAGACGAGGAGUUGGACUCCCUCAUCAAGGCUACCAUCGCUGGUGGUGGUGUGAUCCCUCACAUCCACAAGUCCCUGAUUGGCAAGAAGGGCCAGCAGAAGACUGCAUAAACACCAUCAUCGUGGUGGGCUGGACUCAAGGACUUGUGUUCGGACUGUGAUCAGAUAAACUUGCAUUUGUUCGUUCAUCCGUUCUUUUUCUAUUUUUUUUUUUUUUUUUAAAUUAAUGUUCAUGUUGUAUUAGCUAACCCUGAGUAAUUUGUUAGUUUGUUAUCAUCUACAAAAUUAGUUUAAACCAGAUACCUGUGUUCAAAGCUAUUUUAGAGAGACAUGCAGGAAUUGUGAUUUUUGUCCUGUUAUGAAAGUGAAUUUGUUUGAUUGGCCAGAGUUAUGGAAGUGUUUUAUACUGAAAAAUGGAACUGAUAAAAACACAUUUUUUACAAAACAGAAAA
Molecule: messenger RNA, 883 nt
Organism: Pangasianodon hypophthalmus (striped catfish)
Lineage: Eukaryota; Metazoa; Chordata; Actinopteri; Siluriformes; Pangasiidae
Product: histone H2A.V
Exons: 5
Coding region: 156-542 (128 amino acids)
Cellular component (GO): nucleosome
Molecular function (GO): DNA binding; protein heterodimerization activity; structural constituent of chromatin
Source: RefSeq, a predicted model, not a curated record